This is a messenger RNA of Nelumbo nucifera (sacred lotus), 772 nucleotides long. RefSeq lists its product as uncharacterized. The record is from RefSeq and is a predicted model, not a curated record. Gene Ontology annotation, molecular function: protein binding. Lineage: Eukaryota; Viridiplantae; Streptophyta; Magnoliopsida; Proteales; Nelumbonaceae.
ACUCCUUGAAAUCUCAGGAAUGUAAUGUCAAACUGCUGGGAAGAAAAGAUAAGUAGGUAGAAUUUGCUACAGGCACAUGUAUUCAGAGGCAAACCAAGCACGGAUUGACCAGCUAACAAGGUUCUUUCUUUGUCUAGUGAUAGAUAAAUAUAGAUACGGUAGCCUUGUGCUUUGUGGGAAAAUCACUUCAUUUUACGACCAGGCUACAAGAAUUUGUUAAAGCAGUUCUUUUUCGCCGGAAAUAGCAAUUUGACGUUGGAAGAUGGAGAACCCAGAGAGGCAGAACCGGGUGCCUUUGUCGGAGGUGGUCUCUGAUUGUGUCAGGCGCUGGUUUCAAGACACACUUAAGGAGGCCAAGGCCGGCGACAGUGGCAUGCAGGUCUUGGUGGGUCAGAUGUAUUACAGUGGUUAUGGAGUUCCUAGAGAUGCGCAGAAGGGAAGAGCUUGGAUUACAAGAGCUUCAAGAAGUCGAUCUUCUGUUUGGAAGGUUAGCGAUAAACAUCCAGGUUAUAAUGCGAGUGAUUCAGAUUCAGAUGAGGAGGUGAAAGCUGCUGAUGCCAAAUAGAUUAUAUGGGCUUUGAAAAUUAAAACAAAAAUGAAAAAUUUGCAGGGUCAUGACAUGGCCACACCAGACCAGACAAUCCUGUUCCAUCAUUUCUUUCGAUUCCCCCCUCCCCUUUUUUUCCAGACAUUGCCCAUGGAAAAAGAUGUAACUAUACCUUAUUGGAAUUUAUGCUUUAGUUAAUUUAAGGGAAUUUUUAUCCUUGUUCUA